This is a messenger RNA of Cyprinus carpio (common carp), 5317 nucleotides long. It is a transcript of the gene ppp1r9ba, whose product is annotated as protein phosphatase 1, regulatory subunit 9Ba. The record is from RefSeq and is a predicted model, not a curated record. Gene Ontology annotation, cellular component: actin cytoskeleton; postsynaptic density; cytoplasm. Gene Ontology annotation, biological process: neuron projection development; actin filament organization; calcium-mediated signaling. Lineage: Eukaryota; Metazoa; Chordata; Actinopteri; Cypriniformes; Cyprinidae. The coding region runs from base 214 to 2607 and encodes 797 amino acids. Gene Ontology annotation, molecular function: actin filament binding. The transcript has 11 exons.
AGAGAGAGAGAGAGAGAGAGAGAGAGAGAGAGAGAGAGGCGCGACGCGACACAAGCUCGUGGGGAAAUCAAGAGGGAAUCGUGGACAAUGGAUUCGCGAGCGAAAGGACUCUCCGUUGAUUAAAGGAAGGAGUCUUCGAUGCACACGAGACACAAGGAGGAGAAGCAGAGGGCUAUGCUGUUUCUGCUCGUCUUUACUGCUGUUUGAUUAACCAUGAUGAAGACUGAACCCCCAUCUGCAGCCAGCAGCAGCUCUGGCACCACCCUCGUAGCAAGAAGCGCAUCACCGCACAGAAACGCCUAUGAAGCUGGAAUUCAAUCUCUCAAGCCGGUAAAAGAUUCCAGUGCUGCUAAGGGCGAGGACAUGAAACCUCGACCCCAGGGCUGGGGCCGCAGGUACGGCUCCAAUGUGCACCGCAUCAAGAAUAUGUUCAUGCAGAUGGGUUCCCCUGGGGAUGAAGAGGAUCCAUCGAAGGCCAAAGACCAGUCCAUCCGACUCUCCCUCCCCAGAGCGAGCAGUCUGAAUGAGAAUGUGGAUCAUAGUGCGCUGCUCAAACUCGGCGGGACUGUGUCAGAGCGAGUUAGCCGCUUCGAUGGAAAGACCGAUGGUAGCAGCUCCCGUGGACCAACCACAGGCUUCUCCAAGCUACAGGAGACACGGAAGAUAUUUGAGCAACGCCACCUGCAGGAGAAGCAGGCUGCGACUAAUCGAAUCCUGUUAAAGAAAGAAUGGGCGUCAGGCUUCCAAGACAGCCGUUUGGAUGUGGUGGUGCGCUUCAAUGGCAGCACAGAGUCAUUGGACAGACUGGACGGGGGGGACUGUCGCGCAGAUGCAGUCUCCCCUACAGUCAGCCAAUUGAGUGCAGUGUUUGAACGGGCCGACCAGCGCAACAACCUACACCGACCGUCCUCAACCUCCCCGCUGCCUUCUACCCCGGCCAAAGUGGGAGGAAUCAGCUCCAAGGUUGUCACUAGAAAGACACGAGUCUCCCCUCCAACGGAGAACCAAGAGGAGGGAGCUCAGCGCAACGACCACGAGGCUGCAUCUGGGAGUCCGAAGAGUAGAACAAGCAUCCAAGCUGAUGGACCCAAAGGCAAACCAUCCGAGGAUGUGGCUGCUGGUACGGCUUUAGAUAAGUCCAGGUCGGAAGAGGGUUCCAAACCAGAGGAGCAUGCAGCACCAGGAGCACCGGAUGCAGGGAGCAGACUGGUACAGGCGGAUGUCCACGCCUCUCUGGAAAAUGGAGAAGCCACCAGCAGCCAUGAGCCCUCAGAACAAAAGGAGGAAAUUGGACAGGCCUCCGCCGAGGAGGAAUCCCACAGAGAGGAUAUCUCAGAAGCAGACCUGGUGGACAUCAGCGCAUAUAGCGGGAUCGGAGAGGACUCUGGUGGGAGUCAGCUGGAUGAAGAUGAGGAGGCUGAGGAUGAUGAUGCUUAUGAACCAGAAUCCAGCUGUUCGGAAAUCACUGGGCUGCCUGUGGAAGAUGAACCACCGCCCAGCAGGAAGAUUCGUUUCAGUACAAACCCCAUCAAGGUCUUCACCACAUACUCAAACGAGGACUACGACAGGCGUAAUGAUGAGGUUGACCCCAUGGCGGCUUCGGCCGAGUAUGAACUGGAGAAGAGGGUGGAGAGACUGGACCUUUUCCCCGUCGAGCUGGAGAAAGAUAAAGACGGAUUGGGAAUCAGCAUCAUCGGGAUGGGUGCCGGCGCAGACAUGGGCCUGGAAAAACUGGGAAUCUUCGUCAAGACAGUGACGGAAGGAGGAGCCGCCCACCGAGACGGAAGGAUCCUGGUGAAUGACCUGAUCGUGGAGGUGGACGGAACCAGCCUGGUGGGCGUGACCCAAAAUUUUGCUGCGUCGGUCCUCAGGAACACCAGCGGCACUGUCAAGUUUGUGAUUGGCCGGGAGAAGCCGGGGGAACAGAGUGAGGUGGCCCAGCUGAUCCAGCAGACACUGGAGCAGGAGAGAUGGCAGAAAGAAAUGAUGGAGCAGCGCUACAACCCCUACAUGGAAGAGGACGAAGAGACGGGUGAAUAUGCCACCGAUGAAGAAGAAGAGAUGAGCCCCAUGUUUCCUAAUGCCAUCGAGGUGUUUGACCUGGCAGAGAAUGAAGACAUGCUCUCUCCUGUGGAGAUGGACCCAGAGAAACUUGCACACAAGUUUAAGGAGCUCCAGAUAAAACAUGCUGUGACCCAGGCUGAGAUCCAGCAGCUCAAGAGGAAGCUGGCUCACGCUGAGCAGGAUAAGCUGCGCUGGCGGAUGGAGAGGGCUCAGCUGGAGCAGACGGUGAGAGAGAAUAAGGAGCGGAUGGAGAAGUUGGAGGGCUAUUGGAUGGAGGCUCAGAGCUUGUGUCAAGCGGUGGAUGAGCACCUGAAAGAGACGCAGUCGCAGUACCAGGCGCUGGAGCGCAAGUACAGCAAAGCCAAACGCCUCAUCAAAGAGUACCAGCAGAAAGAGAUUGAGUAUUUGAAGAAGGAGACGGCCCAGCGCAGAACACAAGAGGAGUCAGAGGCCAGCCACAAGGUGGAGACAGAAAACCUCCAGGAGAAGAUUACAGACUUGGAGUCAAAGGUUGGUGCUCUGAAGAGCUUGGAGCCGUCGUAAGCCUUCCUCUGUGGAACUGAGGGAGAGAAUGACAGAAACGCCUUGAACUCCGCCCACUCUACCCUCCGACCACAUUUUCCCUCCAUGGCCUGAAGAGCCUGAUGAACUACAGGAAACAUGCCGAGGGGAUGUUACCGGGGACAGAGAGGGGACAAAACACACUGUACCAGACGCCUGAGGGACGUCUAGCCAUCAGGAGGCCCUUUUUAUAGUCAUUUAGUCAUGUUCUCCAUUUCUUUUUAAGCGCCCUUAAAGGUAUUAUGAGCCUCUCUGCUCUCGGCAGGAAUGUAGAACCUCUUCGUUAAUAAACGUUCACUCACUUGCUUGCAGGAGAAGAGCGAAACGGUUUCCGGACAAAGACGGCACGGAUGCCCACACGCACCCUUAAUAAGUGUAGGAUCGGAGCGAGAGCCGGCCUGUAUAGCAGUGACUGACAAGAGGACUGUUUGUAUAUAUUCUGGCAUAUAUUUAAAUAUUAAAACCGCUUAAGCAAUGUGCAGGGGGGAGGAGAAAGGGCUUUUUUACUUUUCACAUCUAGGCAAAUCAUACAGUGAAAAUGAUCCAUUUUUGCAUGGCAAAAGAUACGUUUUUUUUUAGGACAAAAUUGGAAAACAGGGUGUGAAAAAUGUAGAGUUAGUAGAGUUAGCAUUCAGGGGCUUCUCAUGUCUGCUUUCUUUGUAAAAGACGUGUUAAUGGAAGUAGAAUGAAUAGGGGUGUAUGGGUGAUGUUUCUUCAUUAGGAGAAGCACCACGUUGUGCUUUGACUCCAGUGCUUGUGGUUAGUUGGUGCAGUGCUCGUGUGCCUCGGUCAACCCUCUGUGACGUGACAGAGUAAGACUUCUGCAUCAGUCAGAAAUAUGGCCUUGUUUUAUUGCUCCCCAAAACCUUUCACCAGCCCUCUUUGUUUAAGCAGACUGUGUUUACUCCUCCAGGCCACAGUAAGUGCACUCAGAUUGCACUACAUCCUAAAGUUUUCCUCUUAAGUCCUCCUCUGUCUGAUUGAUUGAGUAUUAUCAUUCCAUAUACUAAGAUGUGGAAUCUCCUUUUAGUUGGUUUGUGGUGUUAUAAGCCACCUUUGUCUUCGUUAUGUUGUCUUAAAUGUGUUAAAUGCGUCUUUUUUUGUGCUCCUGGGAAAACUGGAAUUCUGACACAGAAAUUUGGAAAAGGAAUUUGAGACUUCAAUUAUAUGUCACCUUUAUCAACUCAGAUCCACAGAUGGUCUCAAGUUAGCAUGUUAGAGACACUGAGCCUCAUUCAUAGGACACCAGCAGAAUUUAGCGGUGAAAUAUUCGUAAAACCACUCACCAUUCACACAGAACAGAACGCCUUCUGUGUGAACGGCCCCCAGUCUGUGGAGCGCAGAUUAUUUUCUUUAGUUAAAUCUGAUAGUUGUGUCCUGUUCUCACCGUUGGGUCUCUUACAUCAACCAUAUUAAUGAAAGAGAAUCAAGUUGUUUUUUCACAUGUCAAAAAAACUCUUAUUCCUGGCUCAGUAUUGAAAACCUUAGAGUAUUGGAGUUCCCAUUUCCCUCCCUAGUGUUGUUCAGCUUUUUACAAACUGUUCUCAUUUUGCGUGCUCAUUUUCGGUUUUACAUUGGAUAAAAGGUUGAUGAAGCAACAGGGUAACACUGAGAUUCAACCGAUGCUGCAGAGUUUCGUGAAAUGAUGCUAGGAACAUAAUAGGAAUCUUAAAAUCAUUACUAUUCUGCAGCUAACCUAUUUUGAAUGUCAAUCAUCCUAAACCGCAAUUAGACUGAGUUUAUGUCUGACUUUCAUUGUCAUAGUCACCUAAAAUCAUUUUUCAAGCACGCGAGAACAAGCUCUGACUGGAAACGAUUUUCUCGCUCCAUUAAUUAUGGGACUAUUAUCUCAGUUUAAUUCUUUGACUCUUUAACCCUACAAACUAAGGAAGCCCACUGAGUUAACAAGGACCUUAUUAGCAAAGAUAUUCGAACAUAACGGUCAUAUUUGCUGUGUAUAGUUGUGUUUACUGUGAGCCUCUGUUUGCUGAAAUGUAAUGUGCUGACUAGUACUCAACCACCUUGUGUACGGAUGUCCAGAGGUGGCACGGUUGAAACAUGGAAACGUUCAUUUCAUAUUCCUGUGCGUCACACUGUAGAAACGAGCAAACUGGGUUUUUAUGGAGGUAACGGACACUUUGAAUCUUUUAAACGCUUUUAAAUUUCACAUUUUAGCUUAGCUUAGCUUAGCUGCUGCCUUUAAUGAAAUGAAUUUGCUUCCAUGUACAGGAAAGAGGUCUGUGUGUUUCUCCUCACUUGCUGGUGUAAUAGUUAGUUCCUCUUUAUUUUUGGUGUCCUACAGUGUAUUUUAAAUCUAAUAAUAAAAUGAGUACAAAAUAACAUGUUUAAAGAACGUUACAGUGUCGUUAAACAAGCAGCAGUUUGCUUGGAUCUAUAUUGGAGGGGAAAAAGUGUCUACAAAUGCCACAAUUUGUAAUUUGAUUGCCAAAAUUAUGACAUUAGCGCAUUUGUCUGACACCUAACAUAAAGCAGGAACAGAUUUUAUAGUUGUUUUAUGAACUCGGCUCCAUUUCCUCUGUAGGCUACUCUUUAGUUCCUUUUUUAACCCUGCCGUGUACAUUGCUACAACAUGAACCAGAGGAAGAUAUUCUCCAUUUGAAGUAAACAUCAUCAUGUUCAAUAAUUGCAUAAUUGCUGUCAUAAUAAAUGCAGAAAUGCGCUAAGUUUGAAA